AUGGAACUGUCUACUAAAGAAGUUGAAGGGGCUCAAAUUUGGAGACCUCAGAUGCAUGCUCAUGGUAAGGACAUUCAUUCAAAGGAUUCGGUCGUUGACAAUCUCAACAUCACAAUUGGCUUGGCUAAGGUGUCCAUUCUUCCCCCUAACUUAUGCAUUUUAGAGGAUCUAGACGAUGAUGCUCUUGCACGGAAUGUUGUUCAACUUAUGACCGCAACUAGGGGCAAGGAUGUGAAGGAAACCCUAACUUCAAGGUCUCUAGAUUUCUUGAAAGCCUUUGACAAAAUUACUUGGCUCCAGGAUGAAACAAUAGAGAAAUCGAAGAAAGCGGCUCGCGACAUGGCUACUUUGGGGAAAGGGCUCAACUCCUCUCUUAAAUUCAAUCUGGAAGCCCUUCUAUCCUCGAUUAAGAUUGCUAUGGACGAAGCCUAUGACAAGGGUUUUGAGAAGGCAAAGAGUGCUACGAUAGAGCAGGUUUCGGGGAUUUAG
Ilex paraguariensis (yerba mate) is the source of this 489-nucleotide messenger RNA. The record is from the annotation of a GenBank genome assembly. Lineage: Eukaryota; Viridiplantae; Streptophyta; Magnoliopsida; Aquifoliales; Aquifoliaceae.